This is a messenger RNA of Penicillium taxi, 813 nucleotides long. RefSeq lists its product as uncharacterized. The record is from RefSeq and is a predicted model, not a curated record. The transcript has 2 exons. Lineage: Eukaryota; Fungi; Ascomycota; Eurotiomycetes; Eurotiales; Aspergillaceae. The coding region runs from base 1 to 813 and encodes 270 amino acids.
AUGUUUUGGCUCUGCCCGGAUGGCCUGUGCGACUGCCAUGAGCAAAUACACUCGAAGACUCCGGAAUCCAUCGGUCUCGUUUUACUGGAUAAAGUGUCAGGUGAAACAAUCGACCUAUGCGGAGAGAAUACCAUACUUGAAGUGACAUUCGACAUUGUCACAACCAAUAUGGUCCUCAAGCAGAAAACACACGAUCCAAGACUCUGGCCUUCAACACAGCACCAAAUCACCUUUUGUCUCAACCCAAACAAUAGUGAAUUUGUCAAUCUGGAGGGUCUCGAGGACAACUCGCUUUUGCUCACCAUUAAGCUCAAAUCACCCAUCUCCCCCAAAACCACAGUAUUGAAGAUCAAAACGCUCGAAUAUGGAUUCAUCAAUGACCGGAUCGAGAGUCCCCUUUCCCAGAAUCUUCUGAAAUGCCAUGGAAACGACAAAAUUUUGCUACUUCGAUUCCCGGAACGUCGAAUCCACUCCCAGAAGACUGUUGCUUUAACCCUCCUGACCUAUCGAGAAAUCGACUCCACAAUAUGGCAUCGAAUUGUUACUAGCAAGAGGCUUAACAAGAUCUCAGGACUCAAUUGGAACCGAAUGAAGAAGAAGACCAAUUUCAAGGAGACGAUGUUGGAGAGAAUGAAGAUCAGAGCAAAGCCAGAUUAUUUUUCACGCAAGCAGAAAACUGCCAGGCCUGAGUCUCUCUUUGGAAUUACCAAUGGAAUUGGGAUUGAGGGCUUUGCAGGACUGGUCGAUGCUCAGCCUAUUGGUUGGGGUGGCGUUCUUCCUGAGGAAGUCUUGCCUGGUAUGGGAUUUCCAUAA